Messenger RNA from Blepharisma stoltei, 207 nucleotides. The record is from the annotation of a GenBank genome assembly. Lineage: Eukaryota; Ciliophora; Heterotrichea; Heterotrichida; Blepharismidae.
AUGACAAUAGCUGAAGCCAGACGUAAAUUUUCCUUACAACCCAAAUCUAGAGAAUUUCCAGAAUAUGAUUGGGGUGCGUUCUUAAACUAUCUCUUAGUUUCAGCAUCGUUUGAUUCAAGAAUCCAAUGGCCUGAAUGUAUUCAUCCUAUUCAAAAUGAUGAUGGAUGCUAUGGUGGCUGGGCAUAUGCAGCUAUCGAGAUCUUUUAG